AUGGAUAAGAAUAAUUAUACCAAUGAGGCACCUCCCAAUGGCAUCAUUCUGUUUUGGUAUGUAUACUUAAGAGAUGAUCAUUCUCUUACUACUACUACUACUGCCACUGAACGAAUGAUAUGGAUUCUUGACUGACUGAUAAUGAUGCUUCUUUCUUAGGUAUCAUGCCUCGCCCUAUGGACGUACGUAUAGAGAAACAACCAAACACAUGGAAUGCCAGAGUCGGCAGCGCUAAUUCAUAGAGGGUGAUCCCGACAGGACGAGUCAAAUGGUACCUGACGCUACGCAAGAUCGCACAUGCAGAAUGUGUAAGUUUGUUCCACAUCAAAAAGAUGAUGGCUCAUCGAGGAAGAUAUAAUAUCCCCCCAUGGAAACACCUGCAGAGCUAAUAUGGAAAUCUGAUACAGAUUCAACCACCAAUGCUCCCUCGCCCGGACCUCGCGGCGUUGGGCGUCACGUACCGUCGGAGUCCCGUGAUGAGCAUCGGUCGGGAUAUUUACUACGACACCCGACUGAUCAUCGCAAAGCUGGAGGAACGGUUCCCUUCUUCGGAUCAGCACCCGGGCUUAUCGUCGCGGGAGACGGUGGGGAUGGCCGCGUUACUACAGAAGUGGGUGGUGGAGAAUAUGUUCCGUGAAGCUGUCAAGUGUAUCCCGCAGGACUUUGCGUUGCUGAAAGACCCCACGUUUCAGAAAGAUCGAGCUGGGUUCUUUGGGCCCGGGUGGAGAGUCGACGCCAGCUCGUAUAGCGAAGGUUUGGUGAACAUGAGGCACUUCUUUGGCACGGCUGAGAGUCUGUUCGCCGACGGGAGACAAUGGGUCGCGGGUACGAAAGAGGUUUCUCUGGCGGAUCUGGAAGGUACGUACGUGAUGAGAGUUUUGAUAUUGGGCACCGCGAACCGGCCGCACGGUACAGACGCUGAAGCCACCUACCGACAGGUAUCUGGGUCUUCGAUUGGUUCCUGAACGACUUGCGGCCCAAACCGGAGUACUUUGGCGAGGAUCGAUACCCAAAGGUCCAUGAAUGGCGGAGUCGCUUCCGGCAGGCACUGGCAACAGCGCGAGAGCAAGCACCCCAAACCGUGUCGCUCAAGGGACCCGAUGCCGUGAGUCUCGUCACCCAAGCCGCCUUCUCCGACCAGGAUCUGGUGGUGGACAGCACGGAUCCGAUGCGCCUGCAGGAUGGUGCUAUGGUCGAGCUAUUUCCAACCGACGGGGGUGGUUUCACGCAUCAGGUGAUCAAUGCAGUCCGAGAUUUACAUGUCGCGCUCGCAGCUGACGGUAUCGCAGGAUCGCGGACGGCUCGUGAAGCUCAGCCCAGAUGAGGUCGCUCUGGCUGUGCAGUCGGCGGGCGGCGAGGAGAUGCAUGUCCAUGCGCCUCGGUGGCAGUUUCGAAUUCGUGCCAUUGAUGGCGCCAGACUUUGA
Molecule: messenger RNA, 1424 nt
Organism: Lecanosticta acicola
Lineage: Eukaryota; Fungi; Ascomycota; Dothideomycetes; Mycosphaerellales; Mycosphaerellaceae
Source: the annotation of a GenBank genome assembly